Molecule: messenger RNA, 1821 nt
Organism: Condylostylus longicornis
Lineage: Eukaryota; Metazoa; Arthropoda; Insecta; Diptera; Dolichopodidae
Gene: temp
Product: protein prenyltransferase alpha subunit repeat-containing protein 1
Exons: 3
Coding region: 192-1451 (419 amino acids)
Biological process (GO): protein prenylation
Cellular component (GO): cytoplasm
Molecular function (GO): protein prenyltransferase activity
Source: RefSeq, a predicted model, not a curated record
CGUGCUGUGAAAACAAAUUUUGCUUUAUAAAAUUAAAAUAAGAAUUUUUAUUUUUAAUUUUAGUAAAUAAAUUCUAUUGAAUAUAAAAUAAUUUUUAUUCAACAGAGUUAUUGAAAAAUAUUCGUUAUAAGAAUUAUAAUAAAAAUUAAAUUAGUUUUUAGGUUAUUUUUCAAUUAAUAUUAAAUUGAAAAAUGGAAAAUGAUAGUGAAAAUGAUGUUUUAUGUGAGAAAAUAAUAAAUGAAAUUCAUGCAGUGUUUGUCAAGGACACCGAUUUAUCAUCAUUUGCUAUUGUACCAACAUCUGCAGAUCAAAAGAAUCGAUCACCAGUUCUUCAUGAAGAUCACAAUUUAGGAUUAGAAUCAUGGUGUGCCAAACCAGUUUAUAUGUAUGCUCAUGAACAAAUUUUGGCAUUAAAAUUAGCAAAUCGUUAUUGUCAUAGUGAUUCUAUAAUAAAAUAUGUCAAUAUAGCACUAUUAAUUAAUUCAGAUGUAACAACAUUUUGGCAUAUACGAAGGGUUUUAGUUGAAAAAAAUAAACUUGAACUUCAUAGAGAAUUUCAAUUUGCAUCAUUAGUUUUAUCUGUUAAACCAAAAUCAAAUGAAGCAUUUAGUUAUAGACGAUGGUUAUUUUCAUUCCGAAGUUAUGAAUCAAUUGAUUGGUCAUUUGAAAUUGCAAUAUGUGAUCGAUGUGGUGAUAGAAGUUCAAGUAAUUAUCAUGCAUGGACACAUCGUGAAUGGGUUAUUCAAAAAGCACCACAUUUAUUAAAAUCAGAAAUAAUAAUGACAGAAAAAUUUAUUAAAAAACAUAUUAGCGAUUAUAGCUGCUAUCAUUAUAGGCAAUUUAUAUUAAAAAAGCUUUAUGAAAUACGUUAUUUUGAUAAGGAACAAGAUUUAAAAUCUCUUAUUGAAUUCAUUAAUUUUUAUGUAAUUGAUCAUGUUACAAAUACAAAUGAUAUUUUAGAUACAUUGUUACCUGGUGUUGAUUUAAAAAAAAUCGACAAUAAUAUUAUAAAAUCAUUUUUAUUUUGUUGUAAUAUUGCCGCAUAUGAUAUUAAAUUUUGUGAUGAAUCAAAAAAUUUUUAUGGACCAUUCGAAUCAUUUGAUUUUCAUCGUAGAGCAUCAUUAAAAUUUAUUGUUGAUAAUUGUAAAGAAUUUACGAAUAAUUCACGUUACAUGAAUCACAAUCAUAAUAAUAAUGAACAUAUAAAAAAUGGCAAUCAUAAAAAUAAGGAUAAUAAUGAUGAUAAUCAACAUGAUAUAAAUGGUGAUAUAAAUAAUGAUGAAACAAUGGAAUAUGAAAAUCAAGAUCAUGAUCUUGAAGAAGAACCAUUAAAUAAAGUAACAAAAGUUGAAAAUAAAUUUUUAUUAGCUUUAAAAAAAUCAGAAGGGCUACUUGGAGAAAAACAUAGACGUUGGUGUUCAAUAUUUUUAGGUUUUGAUUAUAACCAAUGAAUUAAAAAUUGAAAAAAAUUAGAGAAAAUGCAAUAUUUUUGAAUAGAUAAAACGAUUUUUGAAUUAUAUUUAGUAAUUGUGUAUAAUAAGUUUAUUGAAUUAAUUUUUCAAAAAAAAAAAAUUUAUUUUAAUAAUUUAAUUUUAUAAUUUUUUUAAUUAGAUUGUAAGUAGCUACAUUUUUUUGUUACAAUUUUUAUUAUUAUUAUUAACAAAAUUUAAAAAUAAAAAACAAAUUCAGAACCUGGUGCUGUUAUACAUUUUUUUUUUUGUAAAUUGGAAAAUUCAACAAGAACAGGUUCUUUAGCAAUAUAAGUUAAUUUAAUUUAAGUUAUAAAAUAGUUCAUUUGUCACAACCAAAAAAAAAAAUGAA